Messenger RNA from Nannospalax galili (Upper Galilee mountains blind mole rat), 3746 nucleotides. It is a transcript of the gene Hacd2, whose product is annotated as 3-hydroxyacyl-CoA dehydratase 2. The record is from RefSeq and is a predicted model, not a curated record. Gene Ontology annotation, molecular function: 3-hydroxyacyl-CoA dehydratase activity. The transcript has 7 exons. Gene Ontology annotation, cellular component: endoplasmic reticulum membrane. Gene Ontology annotation, biological process: very long-chain fatty acid biosynthetic process; sphingolipid biosynthetic process; fatty acid elongation. Lineage: Eukaryota; Metazoa; Chordata; Mammalia; Rodentia; Spalacidae. The coding region runs from base 50 to 814 and encodes 254 amino acids.
GUGGGGCCCGAGGUGCACGCGGGAGGAGAACGGGCUGCGGGUGCUUGACAUGGCGGCAGCGGCGGCGACUGCGGCGACCAAGGGGAACGGGGGCGGCGGUGGCAGGGCGGGAGUGGGCGAGGCCAGCGGCACACGGAAGAAGAAGGGCCCGGGGCCUGUGGCCACGGCAUACCUGGUCAUCUACAAUGUGGUGAUGACGGCGGGGUGGCUGGUUAUAGCUGUUGGUCUGGUGAGAGCAUACUUGGCUAAGGGGAGCUACCAUAGCCUUUAUUAUUCCAUUGAAAAGCCUUUGAAAUUCUUCCAAACUGGAGCCUUACUGGAGAUUUUACAUUGUGCUAUUGGAAUUGUUCCAUCUUCUGUUGUCCUGACUUCUUUUCAGGUGAUGUCAAGAGUUUUUCUAAUAUGGGCAGUAACACAUAGUGUCAAAGAGGUGCAGAGUGAAGACAGUGUCCUCCUGUUUGUUAUUGCCUGGACAAUCACAGAAAUUAUCCGUUAUUCCUUUUACACAUUCAGUCUAUUAAACCAUUUGCCUUACAUCAUCAAAUGGGCCAGGUACACACUUUUCAUCGUGUUGUACCCAAUGGGAGUAGCAGGAGAACUACUGACGGUGUAUGCAGCUCUGCCCUUUGUCAGACAGGCUGGCCUGUACUCCAUCAGUUUACCUAACAAAUACAACUUCUCCUUUGACUACUAUGCAUUCCUAAUUCUGAUAAUGAUGUCCUACAUUCCAAUUUUUCCUCAGUUAUACUUCCACAUGAUACACCAGAGAAGAAAGGUGCUUUCUCGUACUGAAGAAUACAAGAAGUUUGAAUAGCUCCUCCUUUCCGCACCAGUCCCUCCCAAACCAGACUUUCAACGAUCAAAAAAUGCUGCAGACUUUUUGAGUUCCCAGUACGUUUCAUAGAAAAUAAGUAAGAAUUAUUUUUAAAAGUAUUAAAAAUAAAAUAACCAAAAUCCAGUGUCACGUGGGCCUGGGAUUUUAUAAAAAAAAAAAAAAAAAAAAAUAAAAACACUUAAAAGGCUGUUACAUAAAGCAUCCCAGCCAGUCCUUUGAGCAUGCUCUUCUAACCACAAGUUCCCAGUAUUUAUGAUGGCACUAGAAAGGGGGUUGGAGUUUUAUCUCCUCCUAUGUCCUUCAUGUAUCUGAUAAAGACCUAUAACACUAUACACUUGAGAGUUACAGUCUGAGUAAUGAAGUUGUUCCAACUGACUGCCCAGCUUGCGGUAGACAUUCGGUUUCAAUCUGUAGUGUGUUUAGCAAUUCCCUUCUCAAGUGCUUGACUGCAUGCUGGAAACUCUUUGUAUUUUUGAAGCAGCAAUUUGUUCUCUGGAAUGCUCUGAAGUUCUGGCUGGGACCUAGCCCCUCAUAUCUAGUGAAUGAGUUAUAAAAUGUAUAUGCCUGUGAAGCUUUGGGGUAGUGCCUAUAACCAGAAAACCCUUUCAUUUGUUUUCAAUUGAGUCAUUACUGCCUGCCACUAAGAAACGUGCUUGAAUUUAAUAAGUAUGUGUAUACUGUAAAGAACUACCGUACCUGGAGCUCACAUUCUAAUAAAUAACAGUGCGAGAGGGAAAGCUCAAUGGCUAGCAAAUGGUAAGUACUUCCCACGGUAUUGUGCUCGGAGCAUGUCUGUGUAUUGGCCAAGAGCUAUUCUCAUCUGCAGACUAGAAACCCACCUCAUCACAUAAGGAGUAAGGAAAUCUGUUAUCAAAGGCACUUGGAAGGUAUUGCUGUACCAGCAUAGUCCAGAAAAGCAUUCUGAAAUAAAUUUGUAUACAAUUCUACUUUAAUUUUUUACUCUUCUGUUUAGAUACUUUGUGGUCCUAUGUUAAUUCCCACCAAGUUGUGAGUCCAGAGAGGCAGCAUAUGUUCUAGGAUAAGCAAAAAGCAUUAUCACCUCCACAUGUCAGAAUCACCCAUCAGUUUGGACGUGCUCUAAUAAAUAAUGUCUUAAUUGUUUAACCAUGCAUUUAGAAUCCCUUAGGAAAGGCUUGGGGAAGACAGGCAGUGCCCUAGUCACUGCCCAGGUCUCUGCUCCCUUUCAGGGUACUCAGUAAACUUCAACUUCUUUUUAAAAAAAAAAAAAAAAAGGUUUGGAUGAAAAUGCAAAACCCAAAUUUAGAAGUGCACAAGAUUUUAAAGUUUUUUCUUUCUAGAGCCUAUUUCUUCUUUUUUUUCUUUUCUUUCUUUUUUUUUUGUUUAUCUUUAAGACUUUAAAAAUCUUGCCAUUGUCAUUUAAAAUGUAAUUGUUCAUAUCAGAAGACUAUAAUGAAAAACUAAAUUUUCAAGCGCUUAUUUUCAUAAGCGCUUGAAAAUUAAUGCAGGCAGGUGUGUAAUAAAUUAUUUUUUAAUUGAACAUUAAAUUCUGCUUCAAGUCAGCACUGUUGGGUGUGUUGAAAAUUAGAAUCUAUUCUUGUAUUUGAUAGACAAAUAUGUGGGAAAGAUUAUUUUCGUGCUUUUUCUCCCUUUUUAAUCUUCCAAAGUGUAUUUCCACUGUAAAAUAGAAUCAACUUGAGUUAUAUCAGCAUUAUUACUUUAUUUGGUUAAGAUUGUUAGUCAUCUUUGGAAGGUUUGCAGAAGAUGCUGUGAGAAACACAAGCAUGUUGGACAGAGCUCUGUUGGGGGCUUCCUGUCAUGAGAAGUUCUCGGUCACCUGAACUGCAGCAGAGUGAACUUUGCAAUGAAAACACAGCGAACACUUUCCUUCUCAAGAAGGAUCUCAACUCUGCAGUGUUUUUGGACAUCAGCCUUUAAAAUCCAUACAGCAGAUGAGUGAGGUGGUCACUGUCCUUCAGUGACCUUGCUCAGUAACUGGGUUUUAGGGUUUUUUUGUUUGUUUCAUUUUUUGUUUCCCUUUAUAUUUGUCCCUAGCAUGAAUUAAUUUCCUCCCUUUGAAGCACUGAUGUUCUUUUAUAUAUUGAGAACAUCUAACCCCCAGAUAUCACAGAUAUUCACAGGUGUGAAUGAGGAAGGUGAUUUUCACUGGUGUUUUGUCAGAUUUAGCAGUUUCAUUUGAGAGCAUAGUCGAAGUCAUCAUCUUCUCAGCACUAACUUGAUUGCAUAUUUCAGAUCCUCCCAAGGGGCCCUCUUCUGAUGGAAGCCUUCUUUGAGGUGCACAGCAGUUUUGUAGGCUCAGGUUGCUAAUCUGCAUCUUGCUGUGCUGUUUGCUGAGGUUGGGAUCACUCAUAGCACAUGUCUCCACCACUAUCAAAGCCCCCAUGGAGCUAGCACGUAAUAAAGUACUAUCCUUCCAGAUGAGGAAGUUCCUCUAAAGCAAACUUAACAAGAAGGAAGAAGCAGAGCUAGAGAGGCAAAUGAGAUUGUGCCCUCACUUUCCACUUGUGUUUGUUAUUCAUUCUAAUUAGAGCCUGGCAUUGAUGUGGUCCAACCUGAAAAUUAUUUUCAGUUCUGAGUUUCAGAUACAUCAUUAUAAAACAAAAGUCAGUACAUAUUUCUCCUUUGAAAUUUGGGUAAAAAAAAUUAUACAACCAUAUAUAUAGUCAUUUUUGUAAUUUUCUAUGUUGUGAAAACCAAAAUUGUAAUUUUAUAAGUCUUUGAUUCACUAAAAUUAUAUAAUUUAAAUGUAUUUUUUGUAUAUUUAGAAAUAAGGAGUUCAAAGACUAUGCUUAACUUUCUAUGCAUGCAUUUGAAAGCGUUUUUAUCUCUUAUUAAUGUAGUAAUAAGUUAUAUUCAUAAAAUACUGAUCUGUGUUGCAUUUCAAAAUAAACUGGUGUUUGUUCUGCCUGGA